This is a messenger RNA of Oldenlandia corymbosa var. corymbosa, 1393 nucleotides long. The record is from the annotation of a GenBank genome assembly. NCBI's taxonomy places the organism in Eukaryota, Viridiplantae, Streptophyta, Magnoliopsida, Gentianales, Rubiaceae.
CUAUUAUUGAAAAAAAAAAAAAGGAUAACAAGGAGAUCUUUCAAUUACUUGAUGGGUGUUUCACGUUACUUUCCGACAACGUGGUAGUUGCCAUAAAAAGCGGCCAUGCAGGUUUAGUUUGAUCCAUGAGACCAUGACAAUUUAAUGUACACGGCUAAAAUGGAAACUCUAUAAGAAUCAUAGAAAAUUUAAUUUUACAUCAUGCUAUUACUUCUUUUGUUUCUGUUAAGGAGAAGUUGAACUUCCAGAAGAAUGAGUGAUUCAAGAGGUAAGCUAACUUCCCAGGUCGAGGUUAAGACAAAUGCAGAUGUGUUUCAUGAGUUGCUAAGAAGCAAACCUCAUCAGUUGUCAACAAUAAGUCCUAACAAUAUUCAAGAUUGCAAUUUGCAUGAUGGUGAUUGGGGCACUGUUGGAUCCGUCAUCUCCGUCAAUUAUACUCAUGAUGGAAAGGAGUGUGUUUCAAAAGAUAUAAUUGAGGCAAUAGAUGAAGAAAAGAAACUGGUGAAAUUCAAAGUAAUUGAAGGAGAUUUGCUGGAACUGUAUAAGAAUAUCAGUGUAACUGCUCAUGUUGAGACAAAUGGAGAAACCAAUUUAGUGACAUGGACCAUUGAGUAUGAGAAGCUUCACGAGGGCAUCCCAGAUCCCAAUACUUUGAUGGACCUUUGCCUCCAACUCACCAAGGAUAUUGAGUCUCACCAUCUCCGCAGCAACGAAAUCUCAGGCCAGGAGGCCAACACCAAGAAGAUGGUAUCUUCAAUUGAAAUAAAGGUUCACGGGGAUGUCUUUCAUGAGAUCUACAAAGAAAGACCACAUGAGAUUUCGGGUAUCUGCCCAUACAUUCACGGCGUUGAUUUGCAUGAAGGUGAUUGGGGAAAAGAAGGAACUGUCCUUUCCUGGAGAUACACUCAUGAUGGCAAGGAAAGAGUUUUAAAAGACAUAGUUGAGGCCAUUGAUGAGGCAAACAAGUCAGUGACAUUUAGGGUGUUCGAAGGAGAUAUAAUGGAUCUGUACAAAACUUUUGUAAUCACCCUCCAUGUUGAUACACUUGGCGAGAGAAACUUAGUCACUUGGACGCUUGAAUAUGAGAAGCUAAAUGAGAGCAUUCCGGAUCCUCAUUCGUUCAUGGAACUCCUACUUCAAGAGAUUAAGGAUAUUGAGAGUCAUCACCUCAAAUAAAUCAACCCAUUGAGGGCAUGAAUUACUUCAUGAUCUUCAAUCAGACAUCUCUCAUAUAUGUUGUGAAUUUCCCAUUUUGAUUUGUUGCAUCAAAUUACGAAUAUUGUGGUGUGAGCAAGAUUCCUUCUUAUUGUACUAUUAUUCAUGUUUUCUUACUUAUUGUAACUUGUAUAUCGUACUGUGCUAUGUUUGAAGUCAAUAAAUUUAGGAUUCAUGG